CAGACGUAUUGGUCAUAUCGUAUUUAACAGAUUAUACAUACAUACAAUUAUAGUUUAAUGACUCCUUGUAAACAUAAAAGUAGCCCAUCAGGUAACCCAAUGAGAAACAACGCGAACUUAAAUUACGCGAUCGGACUCAACCGCUUCAGUCUCGAGUUGAUUGGCGCUUGGCCCGAUGGAAACGAAAAAGCUCAUGGCUUCAAAAAUUUGCGUAUCUUAUUCAUGAUCUCAUGUUUGGUACUUUUUAUCUUCGUACCUCAGAUGUAUGCUCUUUCGCAAGUUUUUCGCCAACUGCCCUUGGCCAUUGACAAUAUCACGACUUCUUCGGCCACCUUUGUGUCAAUCAUCAAACUCUGGCUUCUGUGGAACAGUCGAAAAGGUAGAUCAGCAUUAGAACCGGUUGUGACCAGCAUCAUAGCCGAUUGGACCAGUUCGAAACCUCUUUGGGAGAUGAACAUUAUGAAAAAGCAAGCGAGACGAGCGCGGAUGUUCACCAUUAGCGGAUAUGCCAUAAUGUUCAGUUGUUUUUUUGGAUUCAUUGCUUUGCCCUUGUGUGGACUCAGUACGCGUAUAGUCAAUAAUAUAACAGAUCCCAACAACGGCCGUUACUUUCCUUUACAAACGAAAUAUCCUUUUCCCUCCGAAAUGUCGCCGUACUUCGAGUUGACUUACUUAUCGCAACUCGUCACAGGUGGUUUCGUUGGAAUCGCCUUUUCUGUUCCGGAUAACUGGUUUGGAUGUCUUGUCUUUCACGCUUCCGCACAGUGUGAAAUUUUGAAAAUGGAAAAAAGAAAUAAACUUUUGCAAUUGAAAUUGAUUCAACAUGUCAAGACUCACGUGCAGCUUAUUAAAUUUGUAAAUGCAAUAGAAGAAUCAUUUAAUGAAUUAAUUUUGGUUCAAGUCGUUUUUUUGUCAUUAAUCAUGUGUUGUUUAGGAUUCGGAGUAUUAAGAUUUUUUAAAUACGAAACGGAAGUUCCAAUUUUUCAAGUGGUCACUUUAGCAGGAACACUUUUGAAUCUGUUGAUCCACAUGCUGAUUUAUUGUAUUGCGAGUGAAAUCGUUGCAGCGCAUAGCUCUGAUUUUUCUCAAGCAAUUUACUUUUCUUAUUGGUAUCUUUUACCUGCAGCAUGCGCACGAGAUAUGAUUUUUGUCAUGAAUAGAUCAAAAUUUCCAUUGAGACUCAGCGCUGGAAAAUUUUUUUACUUAUCACUCUACUCUUAUCUUCAAAUUUUAAAAACUGCAUUUGGAUAUACUUCUAUGCUGCUUGCUGUCAAUAAUUAA
This is a messenger RNA of Copidosoma floridanum, 1281 nucleotides long. Its product is annotated as odorant receptor 4-like. The record is from RefSeq and is a predicted model, not a curated record. NCBI's taxonomy places the organism in Eukaryota, Metazoa, Arthropoda, Insecta, Hymenoptera, Encyrtidae. Gene Ontology annotation, molecular function: olfactory receptor activity; odorant binding. Gene Ontology annotation, cellular component: plasma membrane. Gene Ontology annotation, biological process: detection of chemical stimulus involved in sensory perception of smell; sensory perception of smell.